ACAUUGUGACUGAUGAGAUAUAAAGGCCAUGGAUGACGAUGGACUUGAGCUACAGCCACAUGAUCCACAUGAAUUUUUUGAUCCUACAGCCUCCCAUGUGCCCUUGAGAUAUGUUCCAGAGGAUUCGCCCAACCCUCUAGAGCAGAUUUUGGGGGAGAGGUGUGGAGGGCUGCAGGGAGGAAGGGCAAUCUUCACAAGCAGUGUCCAUUCCGCUGGUGGAUGGAUACCAUUGGAUAUAACAGAGCUGAUGGAACACAUUUGAAUGGAAAUGAAAUUGUCGUUGAAAUACAGGAAACUGUAUAUAUAUCAGAUGUGGAGGAUCCUGAUAUAACUGUUCAUAACUUUGUUCCUGAUGAUCCUGAUUCUGUAGUAAUUCAAGAUGUCAUUGAGGAUGUUGUUAUAGAAGAUGUUCAGUGUUCAGAUAUCAUGGAUGAUGCAGACAUAUCUCAGACUGUUAUUAUACCUGAACCAGUGCUGGACACUGAUGUCACAGAAGAAGUGUCGUUAGCACACUGCACUGUUCCAGAAGAUGUUUUAUCCUCUGAGAUCCCAACUUCAGAAAUGUCAAUGCCUGAACAUGUACUCACAAAUGAGUCAAUGCAAGUACCUGACGUUGGACAUAUGGAACAUGUAGUUCAUGAUCAUAAUAAUGUUGUAGAAGCAGAAAUUGUGACUGGUUCUCUGGGAGAGGAUGUAGUUUCAGAAGUGUUGGUAGCAGAUUGUGCCUCUGAAGCGGUAAUUGAUGCCAGUGGAAUACCUGUGGAACAUGAUGAUAACAAGGGCAACUGUCAAGACUACCUUAUGAUUUCCUUGGAUGAACCUGUCAAGGCAGAAACAGACAAUUCUGUUGAUACUAAAUCUGAGUCAGAAGGUGAUCCCUGUAAAAUGGAUGGCAUUUGCCCAGAAGUUAUCAAAGUCUAUAUUUUCAAAGCUGAUCCUGGUGAAGAUGAUAUAGGAGGCACAGUAGACAUUGUAGAAAGUGAAUCUGAAAAUGACCAUGGAGACACAUUAAUUAAUCAAAACAGCAGUGUUCGCAUUCCAAGGGAAAAAAUGGUUUAUAUGACAGUAAAUGAUUCACAGCAUGAAGAUGAAGAUUUAAAUGUUGCAGAAAUUGCUGAUGAGGUGUAUAUGGAAGUGAUCGUAGGAGAAGAAGAUGCAGCAGCUGCUCAUGAGCAACAAAUUGAUGACAAUGAAAUCAAAAGCUUUAUGCCUAUAGCUUGGGCAGCAGCUUAUGGUAAUAACACUGAUGCAGUUGAAAACCGGAAUGGAACUGCAAGCGCUCUCUUGCACAUAGAUGAAUCUGCUGGUCUCGGGAGACUAGCAAAACAAAAGCCAAAGAAAAGGAGGAGGCUUGAAUCUAGACAAUACCAAACAGCAAUAAUAAUUGGGCCUGAUGGUCAUCCUCUGACAGUCUACCCCUGUAUGAUUUGUGGAAAGAAGUUUAAAUCCAGGGGUUUCUUGAAAAGGCACAUGAAAAACCACCCAGAGCACCUUCUUGCAAAGAAAAAAUAUCGAUGCACUGAUUGUGAUUACACUACAAAUAAAAAGUUAAGCUUGCAUAACCAUCUAGAAAGCCACAAACUUACCACCAAGACCGAGAAGCUAAUUCAAUGUGAUGAAUGUGGGAAAAGUUUCUCUCAUGCAGGAGCUUUGUUUACUCACAAGAUGGUGCACAGGGACAAGGCAGCAAACAAAAUGCACAAGUGCAAAUUCUGCGAAUAUGAAACAGCAGAGCAAGGAUUACUGAAUCGUCACCUUCUGGCUGUGCACAGUAAGAACUUUCCUCACAUUUGCGUGGAAUGUGGUAAAGGAUUUCGGCAUCCAUCAGAGCUCAAGAAACACAUGCGAAUCCACACUGGAGAAAAGCCUUAUCAGUGCCAAUAUUGUGAAUAUAGGUCUGCUGAUUCGUCCAACCUGAAAACUCAUGUAAAGACUAGACACAGUAAGGAAAUGCCCUUCAAGUGUGACAUUUGUUUUCAAAUAUUUUCAGAUACCAAAGAGCUGCAACAGCACAUUCUUAUGCAUCAGGAAAGCAAAACACAUCAGUGCCUGCACUGUGACCAUAAAAGCUCAAACUCCAGUGAUUUAAAGAGACAUAUAAUUUCUGUUCACACAAAGGACUACCCCCAUAAGUGUGACAUGUGUGAUAAAGGCUUCCACAGGCCAUCAGAACUGAAAAAACAUGUUGCAGUGCAUAAAGGCAAAAAAUUACACCAGUGUAGACAUUGUGACUUUAAGAUUGCUGAUCCGUUUGUUUUAAGUCGCCAUAUUCUCUCAGUUCACACAAAAGAUCUUCCGUUCAGAUGCAAGAGAUGUAAGAAAGGAUUCAAGUUGCAAAUGGAACUUAAAAAACACAUGAAAACACACAGUGGUAGAAAAGUUUAUCAGUGUGAGUACUGUGAGUAUAGCACUACAGAUGCCUCAGGUUUCAAACGGCAUGUUAUUUCCAUUCAUACAAAAGACUACCCUCACCGUUGUGACUUCUGCAAGAAGGGUUUUCGAAGGCCUUCAGAAAAGAACCAGCAUAUUAUGCGGCAUCAUAAAGAUAUUGGACUGCCAUGAGGACUCUUCUAGAUAUGGAUUUGGGAAAGGUGUGUGUACAAGAUAUGCUUUCUAGGCCAAUUGUAAAUUACAAUUUAAAUUGUAAUUUAAAGCAGAUCACACAAACAGAAUAUUGUGCAUUUGAUUUAAUGCUGUAUACAGAUAGGAUUAUUGCUUCUAGUUGACUUUGUAUACAUUUUGUUCAUUAGUGUGUUCUGAAUUUUCUUCCAUUUGUUUAAUAAAUGAGGAAGAAUAGCAACAAUAAAGUUGCAUUUAAUAAAGUAAACUCUGUCUCAAACUGAAUUUUUCAACCACAUUAGUUCUCUGAAAUAUUUACCUUACUGGCAUGGUUCAUAUUCAGUACUCAUACCAACUCACGUUUUGUCAUGAGUAAAAGAGAUUUUUAAUUUGCUCUUGAUAAAGAUGCUGUAGAGAGAGCUAUAUAAAAUAACUGGGAAGAAUUAAUGUCAAAAUUUAGCAUUGUACCAUAGGAACCCCUUAAUUGUCUCAUUGGCAUUUAAGGAACUUGUGGCACAAUAUUCAUUUAACUAGUUACUCAGCACUAUUUUCCAUUAUUUGAAGCUAUUUUAUGUAGUGUUUAAUACUUCCAUGAUAAGUAAGAAAUACAUUGGUUGCUGGGAGCAUUUCUUUUCAAUAGGUGUGGAUUUUAAAAGAAAACUUGCACUUGUUCAUAAGUAUUAAUUAGCUGCUUCUCUGCCUUUUGGUUCUGUAUUACAAAUGUAUUUGUGUUUUGAAACGUAUUGUUUCUGUUGAUGACAGGAUAAAGUAAUCAAUUUACUGUUGCUAAGUUUAGCCCAAAUUAAAUGCAAUUUUAUUACAAGACUCUAACUGUAUGAAAUAUUUGGUCCGGUCGCAUGUAUAACUAUCUACCAGCAGCCUUCGGCAAAUUAUUAUACACUAUUUAGAGAGAAAACAGACGGAGUAAAGAAUAAAAGCAGGUGUAUUUUUCUGAAGCAUUUUUUCCAGCAGCUUGUUUAUGUUUUCUCUGUUGCUGUUUUAGGAACACAGAGUUUUUCUUAUCAGUGGUUUAUAAAACAGUAAGUUUCUAGAAUUUAUCCAUUUCUUCUUUAUUUAAAAAUUUCCGGAAAGAUGUUGCAAUGACUGCCUGUGCGCUGAAAACUAUUGCUAAAGCAAAGCUACUGCACUCUGCCUCAUGGCACAUGAGGACUCUGUAUUUUAAAAGUUAAGUAAGAAAACAAAAAUAAUUCCAAAGCACACUGUAAGGAAUUUCACAUUUUUCGUCAUGUACAUGUACCAUAUUUGUUACUUUAAAAGAAGAAAAAGCUAUGAUACUCUAGGUGUUUUUUUGCUUGCUUGCUUCUUUUCCUUUCCCCUGCUUGAGUUUCAGAAGUAAUCUGGUCGAACUUACUGAAAGUGAGAAGCAAGUUUCAAAUGAGCUGCUUUUGCAUAAUACCUUCCCUACUUCUUACCAUUUUCCUUAACCAGAAACUUGAUAUCCCAAGGAAUCAGGUUUAUAUCCUAUGAUACAUAGCCAGAAGACACAAUGUCUCUACAUUCCUUCAGAAAUCCCAGUAUUCUCAGGCUGAUGAGUUUUGCUUAAUAGAGAACUAGAAUUACUAUAUGAGAAAGUCAUAUGUGAAAACAGAUGUUAACUAAAACAUCUAGUUUAUACAGAUCUAAGACCAUUGGAUUUAGGUGGAACAAUGUUACUUCUGAUCUUUUAACAUUUGUGGACUGUUCCAUGUUCAUCAAACUACUGGAAAAAUUGAUAGAAAGCCACGGUAAUUAGACGUACUUGUGAGCUUUCUUGCAGUUCCUGUGUGCACAUGCCAUGGAUCACUCCUUGAUAAUUGUGAAAAAGUAAGCUCUUGUGGAGUUUAGUGGAACCCUGUAAAGAUUUUGGGAUUGUGGUGACUGUUGCAAGAUUAGGAACAUGCCCGCUUCUAAAAGCACCUGCAUUUACUGACACCUGUUUUCAGGAUGCAGCUGUUAGCCUAUGAAAUCUAAGUACUUCAUUUUUCUUUAAGUCUUGCCCAAAUUUCUAACCUUUACAUAUGAGUGAUUUUUAACCCUAUUAAAAUGUAUUCAACCACCUCAGAUUCCAAGCCUGGUGCUGAAAUGUGUUACUCCAUACUGAAAAAGUACUAUAUUUUUGGAGCAUUUAUUUUUGGAGCAUAUUAAGAACACAAAAUUUGACUCACUUUCCAUUCUCUAACAUCAUCUGGAAUCAAACCCUUGACUGAAGCAUAAUUUUGGAAACGUUAAAAAAUGAAGCAUUUAGUCAACUGGAUUUUGUACAAUGUGUCUGUAUAAAGAGCAAAUAAAAGCUAGUUAAUGUUAAUGUACUGAUAUUAGUUACAGGCCAGUUUUAUUUGAUUAGCAAAUGCUGUAUAAUUGAUGUUUCAGUUCCAUGUUUUAAACGGUACAUUUUAAAAAAAAUACAACAAGAACAUAAUAUAAAUAAUUGUUCUGUAAAAAAUGCUUGUUAAAUAUUCUUAUGUCCCUCCCUGUGUAAACUUUGUAAAAAGAGAAAGCAAAUUACAUAGACUCAUAUAUAGGGAUGUGUGACGUUGUAAUGUGUACUUGAUAAUGUGAAAAAUAAAAAUCAGAUUAUUUUCCUGUUAA
This is a messenger RNA of Varanus komodoensis (Komodo dragon), 5148 nucleotides long. RefSeq names its product zinc finger protein X-linked (gene ZFX). Bases 220 to 2562 code for a protein of 780 amino acids. The record is from RefSeq and is a predicted model, not a curated record. Gene Ontology annotation, molecular function: RNA polymerase II cis-regulatory region sequence-specific DNA binding; DNA-binding transcription factor activity, RNA polymerase II-specific; metal ion binding. The transcript has 8 exons. Gene Ontology annotation, biological process: regulation of DNA-templated transcription. Gene Ontology annotation, cellular component: nucleus. Lineage: Eukaryota; Metazoa; Chordata; Lepidosauria; Squamata; Varanidae.